This is a messenger RNA of Pararge aegeria (speckled wood butterfly), 2350 nucleotides long. It is a transcript of the gene pdm3, whose product is annotated as POU domain, class 6, transcription factor 2. The transcript has 14 exons. NCBI's taxonomy places the organism in Eukaryota, Metazoa, Arthropoda, Insecta, Lepidoptera, Nymphalidae. The record is from RefSeq and is a predicted model, not a curated record. Gene Ontology annotation, molecular function: DNA-binding transcription factor activity, RNA polymerase II-specific; RNA polymerase II cis-regulatory region sequence-specific DNA binding. The coding region runs from base 432 to 2225 and encodes 597 amino acids. Gene Ontology annotation, biological process: regulation of transcription by RNA polymerase II.
UGGACGGCCGUAUCGCGUUCGCACGGGCUCCGUUUGACAGAGAGAAAAAAAUUGUUUCGCGCGUCUUUUGACAGAUAAAACCAAACUUUUUUGUGCGUUCGGAAACUGGAUUGUAUAUUUUAGUGUUGUUUACUGGUUCUUUUGAUAAAGGAGAGUUAUAUGCAGUGUGAUUACCGGCUUGGAGUGGCCGUUGGAACGAUUUAGAGUGAUGAAUCAGCGAACGCCGGCUAAUUAACAACGUCACUGUUACGAAAACAAAUCUUAAUACUUCCAACUAUUAUUAAUUGAAUAUUUCGCGGCGCUGGGUUCCGGACGGCGGCAAGCUGUUUUACCCCUACCUGAAAACGUCCUCCCUACAAAGGGACUUUCUAUUUGCCAGUGGCUCCGGUAACCACCGAUGGGAUAAGAACGAGUCGGGAUGCGAGGCUGAUAUGCUGGAGGGCGCGGAGGGGGGCCGGCACUCGCCGCCCCGGCCGCAGCAAGAGCCCAUCAACCUCAAGAAUGAGCAGGCGGAGUCGGACCGUGAAAGUGGCGCGAGCUCGCCGGAGGGUGGUGGUGCGCGGGCGCAACUCGCUGAGCCUCGCACCCCGUCGCCGCGCGCGCGCACGCCGCACCAACCGCACUUGAAUGGCUCCAUGGCAUCGAUGUUUCAAAACCUGCAGAACCUCGCCAACAUGCAACAAAGCAUGCCACAACAGAUGCAGCAACAAAUGUCCCAGCAGAUGUCACAGCUGGCUGCAAACCUCCAAGGUCUGACGUCCAUGCCAUCCAACUCCGUCAUCAAUUCUCCGCUCAACUUGAGUGUUAGUGCGCCAGGCAUGGGCUCACCCAACCCUGUGUCAAAUAACAACAUGCUGCCGCCCGCGAUGCCGUCGCCUAUGCCACAACUCAUCCUGGCUUCAGGACAGCUCGUCCAAGGGAUUCAGGGAGCUCAACUCCUCAUUCCCACCUCCCAAGGCAUCGCCACGCAAACCAUCCUAACGAUCCCGGUCAACCACGUGAACUCAAACGACCAGAUGGUGAACCUGGCAUUAAACAACGGCCAAGUCGUGUCAACAUCGCUAGCCAACCUCCAAGCGAUGGCCCAACCUCACCAGUUACUCAACUCGAAUCCGCAGCAGACACCAAACAUUCGGCCGAACAUGCUGAACCCUACUUUAUCGAACGCCUUGCUAAACCCCGGUUUGCCAAACUUUUUGUCGAAUGGUGCCGCCAAUGCGCAGGAGUUGCUGCAAGCGCUACAGCAGCAACAGCAACCGCAGUCGAACCACAAUUUACUGCAGACAGUUCAACAAAACAACCAGCAGCAUAUGCCACAGCAAAUGCCGGGCAGAAGGUCCUCGUCUCCAAGGCCAGAGAGGCAUUACAAAGAACGAGAAAACUUUGAAAGGUUCGCGGGUGUUGCGAGAGAGAGAAGCGAAAGGGAGAACGCUGGGUCGGCGGUAUUAAACAACAUUAAUAGGCUCGCAGCUUCCAACGGUGAGAUAACAAUCACGACGUCCCACUCCAACGCCGGCACUACCAGUAGCGCGGGCAGCGUUGGCUCCGGCCCCACAGCGUCCCCUCAUCCGCCCGUCAAACUGUCCCCAGGCUCCGUGAAGUCCCCGUCUCACGACGACGGUGACCUACUUGCUGACUCGCCACAUCAACCAACUAUCAGCCAAUCGUCUGGCAACGUGGUGGACGGCAUCAACCUAGAAGACAUCAAGGAGUUCGCGAAGGCCUUCAAACUACGGCGGCUUGGCCUAGGCCUCACGCAGACUCAGGUCGGACAGGCCCUCUCCGUUACCGAGGGGCCCGCGUACAGCCAAUCAGCGAUUUGCAGUGCCCUGGCUUCGCAGAUGCUAGCAGCUCAGCUGUCUUCACAACAACAAAACAUAUUUGAGAAAUUGGAUAUAACUCCAAAAAGUGCGCAGAAAAUCAAACCGGUGCUUGAACGUUGGAUGAAGGAAGCUGAAGAGAGGUACGCAUCGGGGCAGAACCAUCUGACGGACUUCAUAGGAAUGGAGCCGAGUAAGAAACGCAAGCGGCGGACGUCUUUCACACCUCAAGCGCUGGAGUUGCUGAACGCACAUUUUGAGAGGAACACGCAUCCUUCUGGAACCGAAAUAACCGGCCUUGCCCACCAACUUGGCUAUGAGCGGGAGGUGAUCAGAAUAUGGUUCUGCAAUAAGCGACAGGCCUUGAAGAACACCGUGCGGAUGAUGUCCAAGGGCAUGGUCUAAACCAACUCUAACAUCUAAACAUUUAGAAUAACCAACAAAUAACUGUUAAAGCGACGAUUAAAUUAUCAUCAGAUUACGUUAACAUCAAGCAGGAGCGAAUAUCCGAUUAAAUUUAUCAUACAAAG